Molecule: messenger RNA, 795 nt
Organism: Sorex araneus (European shrew)
Lineage: Eukaryota; Metazoa; Chordata; Mammalia; Eulipotyphla; Soricidae
Product: melanoma-associated antigen 10-like
Exons: 3
Coding region: 1-795 (264 amino acids)
Biological process (GO): negative regulation of transcription by RNA polymerase II
Cellular component (GO): nucleus
Source: RefSeq, a predicted model, not a curated record
AUGGGGCCCCGGGGCCGACAGCAGGGACAGAAUUCAGUUCAGGCAGAGGUUGAGGAGUUUUCUCACCGACGUUCGUCGCGGAGAGCAGUCUACUAUUUUCCUUUCCGGGUAAGACCAGGGUUGAGUCAACAACCAGCACAAGAUGGGGCCGGCCUCCAGGAGGCAUUGCAUGACAAGAUGUCUAAUCUGGUGGGGUUCCUGCUCCUCAAGUACCGCACUAAGCAGCUGACCACAAAGGAAGUGAUUCUGAGAACCAUCCUCAACAAUGAUGAGGAGAAUUUCUCUUUCAUUCUAAGCCAGGUGUCUGAGUGCCUGCAGCUGGUGUUUGGCAUCGAUGUGAAGGAAAUCAACCCCCAAAUCCAUAGCUAUGUGUUGGUCACCACCCUGGGCCUCACUUAUGAUGGCAUGGUGGGCCCUCAGCAAACCAUGCCCAAUACCGGCCUGCUGGUGAUGGUCCUGGGGGUCAUCCUUCUGGAGGAUGAUUGUGCCUCUGAGCAGGCUAUCUGGGAACAAUUAGCUUUGAUGGGAGUUUAUCCGGGGAGGAAGCACUUCAUUUAUGGGGAGCCCAGGGAGCUCCUCACCAAUGUGUGGGUGCAGAACCAGUAUCUGGAUUACAGGCGGGAGCCUGGGAGUUACCCAGCCCGCUACCAGUUCCUCUGGGGCCCCAGGGCACACGCAGAAACUAGCAAGGUAGAAGUCAUGGAGUUUUUGCUCAAUAUCAUUAACAGUGAUAAUAGGCCCCUCACGUUCUUAACUGAUCGGCCUCUUUGCAAAGAUGAGGACGAAGUGGCCUGA